Molecule: messenger RNA, 2584 nt
Organism: Drosophila gunungcola (fruit fly)
Lineage: Eukaryota; Metazoa; Arthropoda; Insecta; Diptera; Drosophilidae
Gene: Nha2
Product: sodium/hydrogen exchanger 9B2
Exons: 12
Coding region: 306-2438 (710 amino acids)
Biological process (GO): proton transmembrane transport
Cellular component (GO): membrane
Molecular function (GO): antiporter activity
Source: RefSeq, a predicted model, not a curated record
AAGAAGCUCCAAGUUCCCGGCUUCUUGGUCUUGGGCUACUUUGAUUCCUUCCCGCCUUUCCGGCGGUCGUGUCGCGCGUGUUCCGUCCGCGCAUUAUAUUCAUACGAUUCUCCGGGUCGGUCAAGUGUACUUUCCAGGCUCUUUGGAGCACUUCGAUUCUCUUUGGCUGUCAAUUUCAGUCAAGAACAGGCGGCUACGUCAUCGCUUGACUGCGUCAGCAGUCGCUCUUUGCACAAAACUCUUUGUUUUGCUUCCCACUCUUUUCUCAGAUUUUGUUUUGCUUCGGCCUUCUGCCAUCGGACGACAUGAACAGCGAUUUCGCUAAGAUCGCAGCCUGGAAAGGCUUAGUUUUGGAUGAAGAACUUUCCAGUUAUGGUGUGCUGAAUGUGGUGGCCGGCAGUGAUGGUCCGCCCCUGCAGGCCUUCCGGUGCAGCAACCCCUUCGACGAGUCCAAUGAGAAGAGCUCAUCUCAGCAGGACUUGGAACGGGAUCGGGAUGCCAACCAGACGCCGCUGCACAUGUUGCGGCGGGCCAGCGAAACGGUGACCGCCAGCAUCCUGGAGCCCGAGAAGGAGCUGCUCUUGGGCGAGCGGCCACAGGUUCCGCCCCGUGCCCACGGACCUUCGGCACCGAAUACCUCUGGAGCUAAGCGCAGCAGACAGCAGCCAAAUCAGUGCAGCAACAAGGGCCCAGGUGACAACAUGACACAAGGAUCAAGCAACGGCAGUGCAGCGCCGCAGGACUCCCAAGGCGACAUCCUGCCCACCCGCCCGCUGCAUACCAAAUUAGACAUACAGAAAAUCCCGGAGGACGCGGCCGACGCCACACAAAACGCUGCAACAAUAAUUUUAACGCCGACAUCAUUAAAUUUAACAAAUACAACACAAAAUGUUGCCGCCAACAAUGCGGGCAACUCCGUCUCCGACUCCGGUUAUCCACCUCCAACUGCAACUCCGGGCGGAGUCCGUGGCGACGAGUACAAAGGGCCCAAAUGGUGGCUUCACUUUCGGUCGCAUUGGGUGAACAUUUCGGAGCAAGUGGCCCUGCUGGCCAUUUUCCUGGGCCUGUGGGCCAUGGCCUGGGUUCUGCUGCCGGAAUACUCACAGCCACAGACCGUCAUCAUGCGCAUUGCAUUCCUGUUCGUUGGCGCCCAGAUCUUCGGCAUCCUGGUGACCUUUGUGCAUCUGCCCGACAUGCUGGGCAUGCUCUUCUUCGGCGUGCUCUAUGCCAACCUGGGACUGGCCAACUUUGAGGGGUACCAGAAGUUCGAGCUGUUUUUGAGGGAAAUGGCCCUGAUCAACAUCAUGCUGCUGGCUGGCCUGGGCCUGGACGGAGAUGCCUUCAAGCGGCUAUGGUUCAUGAUACUGCGGCUCACCCUGCUGCCCACAAUUGUCGAGGUGGCGGCCAUCGCCGGACUGGCCUACCUCACCCUCUCGAUGCCAUGGCUGUGGGGCAUCGCCUUGGGCCUGGUCAUCACCGCCGUCUCCCCGAAUGUGGUCGUCACCGUGAUGCUGAAGCUGAAGGAGGAUCGCCUCGGCCUGAACAGCGGCAUCCACACGCUCAUCUACGCCAUGACCACAUGCAACGAUGUGGUGGCCAUCUUCAUGUUCGGCGUGAUAAUCAGCGUAAUAUUCUCAACGACCUCGCUCACCCAGCAAGUGCUGCAGGGUCCCAUUGGCAUCGGGAUUGGACUCGUUUUUGGCUUUCUCUACGGCUCGAUGCUCCAGUUCUUGCCGUCUCGCAACGCGACGUACGCAAAUGGGCUCCGUUUCGUCCUGACCGUCUUGGGCGGCACCAUCGCCGUGAUGGGCAGCCGCGUCAUCGGUUAUACUUCAGCCGGCGCCCUGGGUUGUGUAACGACCGCCUUUAUUGCGAGGAUUGGCUGGCGGCGGGAGGAGGCCAGGCUGACGGCCCAGCAGCUGCAGGCCCAGCAAAUUGCGAGUGUGCCCAAGCGUCUGGACCUCAUGUGGAAGUUCCUCAAGCCCGUCUCGUUUGCGCUCAUUGGCAAGGAAAUUAAUUUCAACGUGCUGCAGGGCCAUGUAAUCGGUUAUGGCGCUUUGCUGGUGCUCGUCGGAAGUUUGUUUCGCCUGGCUUUUGCAUAUUUAUCCACAUAUGGCGGAAAUCUGUCGAGAAAGGAACGUGCCUACAUUACAAUUUCCGGUUUUCCCAAAGCAACUGUCCAAGCCGCCCUGGGACCAGUGGCUUUGGACUUGGCACGUGCUGCCAGCGUGUCCAGUGCAGAGCAGCUGGCUCUGGCCAGCAAUGUGCUCAUCAUCUCGGUGCUGGCCAUUAUUUUCACCGCACCACUGGGCGCCAUCCUCAUGCUGCGACUGGCGCCAUAUUGGCUCAAACGUGGCGAUGCAGUGGAGGCGGUGGACUCCCCGACCACGCCCACAGUGCCAAGUCCGCUAAACGCCAAUGCCUUCAAGAGGACUUAGCAUAAGGAUGACCCUCGCUUCCGGAGUCGAAAGUUUUAAUCCAAGCCGCACUUACCUAGCCAACGCAGCUGUACUUAUACUUACGUGUACUUAGAGGCAUUCGGCCAUACGCAGUUCAAAUAAAAGUAAAUGCGAAAAGUUGCAAA